AUGGGCGCUCAGAAGUUGCCUUCGGAAGAGGGAUAUGCUCAAACCCCCCUCAACACCAUCAAGGUGUACAAGCACAGAGCCGCAUACGACUAUCAAACCGUCCACUCAAUCUUCGCCUCCACCCUCGUCUCCCACGUCUCUUUCAUCGGCACCGACGAAGAAGGCGACCCAACACCCAUAAACCUCCCCCUAACCGCCGUCCUCGGCCGCUACGACCCCUCCCACCCCCUCCCCGAAAACGACAACCCCUCUGAAUCCUCCUACCACGAAGACCUCAAUCGUCCACUAGACCUCUACCUCCACGGCAACGUAGCAAUGAUGCUCCGCCGCGCAGUAGUAAAAAACGGCACUUUCAAAGUCUGCGUCGCUUCCACAAGAGUCGAUGGCGUAGUCCUUAAUUUCACACCUAAUGGCCAUUCGCUGAAUUAUCGAUCGGCGGUCAUUCAUGGAACGGCUAGUAUGGUGCAAGAGGCCGAGGAAAAGAGGUUUGCUAUGCAUAUGCUUACGAAUCAUAUGAUACCGCACCGAUGGUCGAAUGUCAACCCCGUCACGCCUUCUGCGAUGAAGAGUGUUCAGAUCAUGAAAGUACACAUCAAUUCUGCUUCUGCGAAGGUGAGGGCCAAGAAUAUGGGAUUGGCGGAUAGUGUGGAUAUUGCCGCUGAGAGGGAUGAUGUGUAUACUGGUGUUAUACCUCUAUAUGAAACCUUGGGGACACCGGUGGAAAGUGGAUAUUCUCCUGCUCGUCCUGUGCAAAGACACCUAAAUGCGUGGAUUGGGGGAAGGAAUAAAGAAGAGAAGGAAUAUGCAAUCAAGGCUGCAGAAAAUGAACCUGAGGAGGCAGAGACGAUAGCCGAGCAUGUGCUGACGAUUGCAGAGCUCAGGAAACAAAGAGGCGUCGACGCGGUCGAGAAUGGAGUGACAGUAUAG
Messenger RNA from Aureobasidium pullulans EXF-150, 927 nucleotides. RefSeq lists its product as uncharacterized. The transcript has 2 exons. Lineage: Eukaryota; Fungi; Ascomycota; Dothideomycetes; Dothideales; Saccotheciaceae. The record is from RefSeq and is a predicted model, not a curated record. Bases 1 to 927 code for a protein of 308 amino acids.